This is a messenger RNA of Striga hermonthica, 303 nucleotides long. The record is from the annotation of a GenBank genome assembly. NCBI's taxonomy places the organism in Eukaryota, Viridiplantae, Streptophyta, Magnoliopsida, Lamiales, Orobanchaceae.
AUGAUUCGUCGCCUAAACGACAUCGUUUGUGCUCUACUCAUACACGCCAACCUCCCUCCCUCUUUUUGGGUGGAAGCCUUGCACACGACCGUUUACCUGCACAACAUUUUACCCACCAAACGUCUCAAUUUUUACAUUCCCUCUUUUGCCCUCUACCUACGGCAUCCUGAAUACACCCACCUUCGGGUGUUCGAGUGUGCUUGUUAUCCUAACACUUCUGCCAUCCAACCCCAUAAAUUAUAUGCCCGCUCCAUCCGAUGUAUUUUUCUCGGGUAUCCACCCGACUUUCAUGGGUAUCGGUGA